This is a messenger RNA of Gekko japonicus, 4323 nucleotides long. RefSeq names its product CCR4-NOT transcription complex subunit 6-like (gene CNOT6L). Gene Ontology annotation, biological process: nuclear-transcribed mRNA poly(A) tail shortening. NCBI's taxonomy places the organism in Eukaryota, Metazoa, Chordata, Lepidosauria, Squamata, Gekkonidae. The record is from RefSeq and is a predicted model, not a curated record. Gene Ontology annotation, cellular component: nucleus; cytoplasm; CCR4-NOT complex. Gene Ontology annotation, molecular function: protein binding; poly(A)-specific ribonuclease activity. The transcript has 12 exons. The coding region runs from base 374 to 2026 and encodes 550 amino acids.
CCAGGCCCCUCCUCCAUUGUUAAUCCCCCUGUUUGCUGCCGGGCGGGAGAGCGGUCUGAGGAGACCAGAAGAAGAGGGGGGCGCACAGUCCCACCACCGCCGCCACCACCACCAGCAGCAGCAGCACUGCCUGAGGCGGGCAGCAGCGAGGCUGGCCGCCCGGUUCCCCUCACACGCGCCGUCCCGCCCGCCUCGCUUCCUCUUCCCCUCAGCGGCGGCGGCGGCGGCGGCAGCAGGCCUGUGACUCCUCCGAGCCCGGCCCGGCGCGGCCGCUGCCCUCCUGCAUGUCUUUACUGCCCUCAGCCCCGCCGCCUGAGCAGCCGCCUCAGCCCCCUCGACGGACGCCCCGCGGGCUGGAUGCAGACUAACAGGGAUGCCAAAGGAAAAAUAUGAUCCUCCAGAUCCUCGCAGAAUUUACACCAUCAUGUCAGCUGAGGAGGUAGCCAAUGGGAAGAAGUCCCAUUGGGCAGAGUUGGAAAUCUCGGGUAGAGUGCGGAGCUUAAGUACAUCACUUUGGUCGCUAACGCACUUGACUGCUCUACACCUCAAUGACAACUAUCUGACUCGCAUUCCACCUGAUAUUGCCAAGCUUCAUAAUCUGGUUUACCUGGAUCUAUCGUCCAACAAACUCAGAAGUUUACCAGCAGAACUAGGAAACAUGGUAUCUCUCAGGGAAUUGCUUUUAAACAACAAUUUGUUACGAGUUUUGCCUUAUGAACUUGGUCGGCUCUUCCAGCUGCAAACACUAGGUUUGAAAGGCAAUCCUUUAUCACAAGAUAUUCUCAGCCUGUACCAGGACCCAGAUGGGACACGGAAACUAUUGAACUACAUGCUUGACAAUCUAGCAGUUCAUCCAGAGCAGCUGCCUCCAAGGCCAUGGAUUACAUUAAAAGAACGAGACCAAAUUCUGCCCUCAGCUUCGUUUACCGUCAUGUGUUACAACGUGUUGUGUGAUAAAUAUGCCACCCGACAGCUCUAUGGCUACUGCCCGUCCUGGGCGUUAAACUGGGAGUACAGGAAAAAGGGAAUCAUGGAAGAAAUUGUUAACUGGGAUGCAGAUAUCAUUAGCCUUCAGGAAGUAGAAACUGAGCAAUACUUCACCCUCUUUCUGCCAGCAUUAAAAGAGCGUGGAUACGAUGGAUUUUUCUCUCCAAAGUCACGUGCCAAAAUCAUGUCCGAGCAGGAGCGGAAGCAUGUGGACGGUUGUGCAGUAUUCUUCAAAACAGAAAAGUUCACGGUGGUGCAGAAGCACACGGUUGAGUUCAACCAAGUGGCAAUGGCGAACUCGGAAGGCUCAGAAGCUAUGUUGAACAGAGUAAUGACGAAGGACAACAUCGGAGUCGCUGUAGUGUUAGAGGUGCACAAAGAACUGUUUGGAGUCGGUAUGAAGCCGCUUCAUACAGUGGACAACCAGCUGCUUAUUAUAGCAAAUGCCCAUAUGCAUUGGGACCCUGAAUAUUCAGAUGUGAAACUUGUCCAGACCAUGAUGUUUGUCUCUGAAUUGAAAAGUAUCCUUGAGAAAGCCUCCGGCAGGCCUGGAAGCCCAACAGCAGAUUUGAACUCCAUCCCUCUGGUGCUGUGUGCGGAUCUGAACUCACUGCCUGAUUCAGGCGUUGUGGAAUACCUAAGCAACGGAAUAGUAGCUGACAACCACAAAGACUUCAAGGAGUUGCGAUACAACGAAUGUCUCAUGAACUUCAGCGGUAACGGGAAGAACGGGGCUCCGGAAGGGAGGAUCACGCACGGUUUCCAGCUCAAGAGCGCCUAUGAAAACAACUUGAUGCCUUAUACAAAUUACACCUUUGAUUUCAAAGGUGUGAUUGACUACAUUUUUUAUUCCAAUAAUCACAUGAACGUGCUCGGCGUCCUGGGCCCUCUGGAUACGCAGUGGCUGGUGGACAACAACAUCAGCGGGUGCCCCCACCCCCACAUCCCUUCCGACCACUUCUCACUGUUGACACAGCUUGAGCUCCACCCUCCCUUCCUGCCUCCGGUCAACGGCAUCCACUUGCCUACCAGGAGGUAGUGGAGCCCUGCCCCCCCUUUGGAGGGCCGGGACCUGUUUGUCUGUUUUAUGGACCUGUACAGUUGUAAAUCAAAGUAUGUAGGAGUGAAGUAUGGCAAAUAUUUUAAAAAAGCUGCUGCUUCGAGCUCCUUUUCAUUAUGUGUUUUGAUGAUACGACUUUUGCACAUUUUUGGGGGUGCAUAUUGGUACCAUUUGGCACUAGGGCUGGAACCAAAGUUGUUGUUUGUUCCCUUUCCGGGUUUUUUGUUUUUAAGAGAUUCCCUCUGUCUAUAUAUAUAUAUCUAUAUCUAUAUAUUUUAAACUGGCAGGCUUUAUUUGUUUCCUUGGGAAAGCUGCCUUUAUAAAUGGACAAAUCAGCCGGGAAGAUUUGCAGAUACAUAUACAUCCACAGCUAAUGCUUUUUUUCCCCUUCCCCCCUGGACAAGUUAUCCCUUUCUCUCCCAAGCUGCCCUUUUUGUUUUUGAUCUUCUUCUUUUUUUUUAAAGAUGCAUCCAGAGAUAGUUUAGAUACAAUUGAUGUAUGGGUCUUUCCGGGAAAGGUUUAUAAUAGGAAAUGCUGUCAUCGGAGCACUUAAUAAUGUAUGAAGACCAUAGAGCGUGCUGUCUCCCCACCACCAAAAUGUUAGAUUAAUUUAGGAAGCCAAAGGUGGACAUUAGACCUAGACGUUACUUUGCCGUAGGAGAGGGGGAAAUGUGCCGCUCCCUACAGAGAAUUUGCCUGUGGCUCUCAUCUAGGGCCAAUCUAUCAGUCUCUGCUGCUCUAUGGAAGCGCCAUCCUGUACGGCCCCCGUCAAAAUAAAUUGGCACUUGUACAAAGCAGGAGAGCUUCUGCACCCAUGAGCCUGCGAUAUCGUGAACUGUGUAUGUUGCCGAUUCACUUUGUUCAUAGUAGAGGUUGCUGUAGCUGAUGGGGGGGGGGUGUCCUUUGUCUGGCCCGGUCCCCCCACCUCACCCCAAAAACAGCACGGUAGCAAUAUCACUUAUUAAAACUUUUGGAAAAUGUUUGCAUUAUUUUUAUUUUAAGGAAUUGGACUGGUUUUUGAGAGGCCUAGCAGGAAAAGAAAUUGAAUCUGAUGGGAACCCCCCCCCCUCCCCAAAGGAAAGAAGCUGCAUAGCAGGAUAGGAGAGAAAAGUUUUUAAAUUGUAAACAACGGGGAGGGGGGAGUGCUGGAAUACCAUACUUAAAAUCAGCGGCCAGAAUCAGAAUCCUCACAUGUUGGGAGUCCACAAUCUGCAGGUCCCCUCUUUUACUUUUAAAUCACAGUGCCUCCCCUUUCCUCCCCCUCCCCCCCACCUUUUGCAAUUGUUCAGCCCGGAGGGGAGGAGACAGACGCCGGAAGCCACUUGGCUUCUGGCCCCCUCCAUGCCUGAGAACUGGCUUUUUUCUGUGUGCAUCACCCCCGCCCCACCAUGUGCAAGUGAGUAAGCGGUAGCCAUAACUAUUCCUCAGAUUUCUUUUUCCGGACCCUAGUCCCUAGUCGCCAAAUAAACCAUCUCAUGCUUUUAAAGAUCUUUUUUUAACGUUUUUGUUUUCUGUUUUCUAUUGAGGUUGGUUUUUGAUUAUUAUUUUUUUAAGCUGCUGGUUCAUUCCCAACUAUUAAUUUUCUCUUUAAGUUGGAGGUCUUUAUUUUCCGUGCUGCAGGUGGCCAUUUCAAAAGCAUUGUGCCUCGUGAGAGAGAGAGGGGGAGAGCAGAAAAUCAUAAUGCCAUCUUUUUUUUGGUGGGGGGUGGGGAAGGCUGUGACUGCAGAUCAGCAACCUCCGUUCGUUUCAGUGGGACUGGGGGGGGGAGUGUCCCUGACCGCCCACUCAGAGGGACGGGGCUGCUGAGCUUGGAGGCCUUUGGUGGGGCAAACCCCUUGCUUUGCACUCGAAACAGCAAAAGAAAAGGCACAGUAACCCAAGGUUGUGUCUGUUAAGUUUUUCCUGUAUUCUGCUUCUUUGCUGCUAUAUUGAGAGACCUUGAGCUUAUAUUUUAAACUUUUCAUGCACUUUACUGUUUCUAGUCUCAAAAAAGGUGAUAUUUUUAAUAAACGAGAGAAUUUUUUUCCAUUAUGUGAAUGAAAUUUUUUUAAAGAUGCCUAUAUUUGUCUCAUUUCAUAACCCUUUAAAAAAAAGGAAAAAGCGAAACGGUUUGAAUUACUUUUAAAAUAACUUCGGCACCAAUCGUCUUGUUGUGUAAAAAUGUGUUCCGUAAAGCCAUUCUUUUUCUUCCCCGGCUUGCUAGCUAUAUGUAAAACGAUCAAGGGAAUUUAAUCAGGCGAUAGUAAGAAAGACUCCCUCUUUAUUGGGUGUGGGGG